AUGAACGGGAAGCAGAGCCUGCGCCAUGGCCGAACUGCAUACCAUUUCCAGCCUGCCAAGAACUGGAUGAAUGGGCCUUUGUACCACAACGGUAUGUACCACCUGUUCUUCCAGUACAACCCGCACGGCCCACUGUUCGGCACCGUCAAGCUCUCCUGGGGCCACUCCGUCUCCGGCGACCUCGUGGACUGGGCCUUCCUGGGCACCGCGCGGGACCCGACGUCGCCGUUCGACGCCGAGGGCUGCUGGUCGGGUUCCGCCACCACGCUGGCCGACGGCCGCCCGCCCAUCCUCUACACCGGGCGCGACGCCAACGACGUGCAGGUGCAGAACGUGGCGUUCCCGAAGAACCCGUCGGACCCGCUCCUCCGGGAGUGGCACAAGCCCAGCUGCAACCCUGUCGUCCCGCAGCCUGCGACGGGCUCUGGCGGUUCGCCGUCGUGA
Molecule: messenger RNA, 444 nt
Organism: Miscanthus lutarioriparius
Lineage: Eukaryota; Viridiplantae; Streptophyta; Magnoliopsida; Poales; Poaceae
Source: the annotation of a GenBank genome assembly